Vombatus ursinus (common wombat) is the source of this 2650-nucleotide messenger RNA. Its product is annotated as basic helix-loop-helix and HMG box domain-containing protein 1-like. Lineage: Eukaryota; Metazoa; Chordata; Mammalia; Diprotodontia; Vombatidae. The record is from RefSeq and is a predicted model, not a curated record. Gene Ontology annotation, molecular function: protein dimerization activity.
AUGACUGGAGGCGCAGCGUCACGAGUCAGCUCAGCUCGAUGAGAGAGCCGAGAGGCUGGAAGGGAGCGAGAGGGGCGGAGCCAACGAGGCUUCCGUCCAAUCCAGGGUAGAGAUUGCAAAAUGCGGGAAGCUCAGGAAGCUCCAGGCCUGCCGCAGGGGAAUGGGGCGGGGCCAAAGCAGCGAGGCGGAGCGCUAUUGGCCAGUCGGUUGGCCGUGCGCGGGCUGCAGCUGGGCUUCAGGGCAGCUGUGGCUCUUGCAACAGAGGCGAGGACGAAGGCGGCUGCGGCGGCUGCGGCGGCUGCGGCGGCUGCGAUGUGAGGCCCCAGUGGACACCCAUAUCCCCCUGAACGGCCUCAAGGAGGCCCUGGCUGCAGAAUGGGCCCACUCUGCCCCAGUGAGAGAAAACGGAGGCGAAAUCAUACCAGUACGCUUCAAGAGUUAGCCAUGCUACUGCCUAUCCCCCUGCAGGCCAGCAGCAAAAAACUCACCAAGAAGGAGAUUCUCCUGCACGUUCUGCACUAUAUCAAACACCUCCAGCGAAGCAUUGAUGUGGCCAAGUCUCUUCUCUUAUUCCAGCCGUCAGACAAAGAAGAACGAAGAGCAGGGGCCACAGAUCCUCAUCCAUGCCUGGCCCUAGGCAGAGGCCCCUCCCAACCAGGGAGGCAGCCGGUGGACAAAUUGAGCCCAAACAGAAGCAGAGGAGAAGCUACGGGGGAAGCCGCUCUCCCCAGGAGACUCCCCACCCCUUGCCGACAACUGGAGUCCUGGUUGCCCCCAUCCCACAGAGGAGCUGGGCUCACACUUCUGGAGAUGGCUGAAGGCGGGGUUCACCGCUGCGUAGCAAGGAGCCAGGCAGAGCUGUUCCCUGCCUCUCCUGCACCAGCCUGUUGUGGAGGAUCCAGUGCCCAGGAAGAGUGCCCCUGCCCCACCUGCGAGCCCCAAAUGACAGCAGGUGGUGAGUGGCUGACACCUCACCCCUGGAGUGAGCCUCUGCCCAGGCAGGAGCUGGUGUUCUAUGACUCCUGCAAGGAGGAGGAAGAGGAGGAGGCAGUGGACACAGGGCCUUGGCUCUCAGCCGGGCCCCCCGACAGCAGCCCCCAUGGGAGCCCUGUGGUGGAUUCUCUCAGGACCAGGAGCUGGCCUGGAGUUGGCCAGCCCUGCGAGGAGCUUGGCCUGAGCCCCUCACUCUUUACCUCUCCGGGGCGACUGCUGCUUGAGAGGAGUCUUCAGGAAGGCACAGAGAGCUUCACCCAAGAUCUCUUUGAAGAUGUCUGCCUGAGUCCUGAGUCCUCUUUCUCCUCUGCCAGCCUGGCUGGGGCUCCACAGAAGAAGCCCCAGGACCCAGCCCCAUCAGCCCCUGGAGGCCCUCUUCGCUCCCUCAACCUCUUCCAGUCAGCAUUCUCUCUAGACCACUGUUACCUCUCGCUGAGUAAGACCAGCAAGACUGACUCCGGCCCCAGCUCAGGGGUGACAGAACUGGUGUCCUGGUGGAACAGAUGGCAGAAGGCCUCCCAGCCCACCCCAGACAGCUUCCUGUCCUCUAGCGAUGAGGAUGACGACUGUACCUGGACCCCCACCAAGUGUGCCUCUCCUCUGCCCUCCUCUGGGAGGAAGCGGAGGAGAAGCCGGGCAGGGCCCAGUGGCAGCGGCCUUGGCAGACACGAGGAGAGCAAGAAGGCGCCCUGUCCUUUCCCACUGAAGAAGAAAUGUGUCAACGGCUUCAUCAUGUUCUGUCGCCUCAACCGUGGACAGUACAUUCGAACCUACCCUGGCAUGCCAUCCACCGCGGCUACCCAGGCGCUAGCAGGCCUGUGGCGGGUCAUGACCAAGCAGGAGAAGAGGCCGUACUGGUAAGAGGGUGGCAUGUGUGAGCGCCCCUCGGUGAUCCCCUCCCCUAGCAUCAAGGCCCGCAAGUUCAGCCGCCAGCACAACCGCAUCAUCAGGCAGGACUGUUCCAGCGAGGAGGAUGACUGCUUAUCCCCCAAGCCCUUCCACCUGCUCCUGGCCGAGAAGGCCCUGAGCUCCCCAGACCUGGCGUGCACAAGCUCCUCUCUGGAGGGCCCCCUUGCUGACAGCCCAGCAUCUCCGUGAAGCAGGGGCUGCCCCCUUCUCUGAUCCCCGGGUGGCCAGUGGGGGAGGGGCCGUGAAACUCCGCCCCCCACAAGAGCUGACCCGGGGAAGAGGGGCCUGGCCCCCACCAGCCUGUCCGCUGGGAAUUUGUUGGCCUCUGAGCACAUAUGUGCAGGGGCUAAUAGGCUAGUCAGCACCCCUAUUUAUCCUGUAGGAAGUGGGGUACAUGGGGAGACCCCGGGCAUGAGGGCAACAAACUCAGGCUCCCACUUUCCUCAGCUUUGGGUCAGGAUCAAAUACUUGAAACCCAAUUGUCCUCUCACUCCACCCCCCCCCUCCAACUCUGUUAUAUUUAUAGAUUAUUUAUUGUUCUAAAAAUAAAAUCACACUUGUUCUUGGACUUUCCCUGCAGAAUGCUGGGUUGUAAUACUGUCCUGGCAUGGAAACAGGACCUGCCCCUGAUCCUAGGACACGUACAGGGACUAUGGUGGGGGGGGGGAGGGGAGCAAACGGUUUCUGGCCUCUCUAAACCACCCCCCUUCCCCAGCAGCCUCGCUUGGUGGUCAGACCACAAACCCCA